This is a messenger RNA of Pelodiscus sinensis (Chinese soft-shelled turtle), 1630 nucleotides long. The record is from RefSeq and is a predicted model, not a curated record. Lineage: Eukaryota; Metazoa; Chordata; Testudines; Trionychidae.
CGCUGCCUGGUGAAGGGACGCUGCCCACCGGCUUUCACUGUGGGGCUGUCGCUGGCUGCGCUUCCGAGAGCGCUCCUGGGAGAGCCGGCCCGAGUCGCGCACCGGGGCACGGGGGUGCCAUGUCCUACUGACCCCCGGAAGUAUGUUUGGGCUGGAGCAGAUUGAGCCGCAGAUCAUCAGCAGAAGCGCCGGGCAAGGAGGGAGAAACUUUGGCCAGACCAGCCUGAGCAUGAGUUCCCACUUCAAAGCGCCAGCCUUCCACUCCGGCGGCCCCGCCGGCCCCGCGGACCCGGCCAUCAGCGCCCUGGGCGAGCCUCCCCUCCUGGGCAUGAACAUGAACCUGGCUGGGGAAGCAUACGGCUUCCAUGCCCGGGGACACUCGGAUCGCAGGGCAGGGGUGCAGGCUCACCCUGUUCAUGGCAUUUUCGGCAACCAGCAGCCUUACCACAAUCACCCCGACACCCAUCACCAGCAUCACCCCCACUUCAGCGGCAACUUUGGGUCAGAUCCCAGCACCUCCUGCUUGCAUGGAGGCCGGUCGAUGAGUUACAACAAUAACAUGGGUAGCCAGCAAGCGUUUGCCAAGGGAUAUGAACAUAUGGCCGAGAACCAAGGAGGUGAAGGUUUUGGACAGCAGAGAUCAGGUAACAUGCCCGAUUUCCAGCACCAUAACUCCGGCGGCUCCAACCACGCCGUGCCAGCGCCCUCCAUGGAUUCCCAGCCUCUAACAGGCUCCUGGGGGCGGCGAUUCCCAGCCUCUAGCUCCUCGGAUUCCCAUAGCCUGGAGCAGAGGAGGCUUCCCACCCAGGGAGGCGUCGAUUCUUUGGAAUACAAUUACCCCAGCGAUGGCCCUUCAGGACACUUUGAUCUGCCAGUGUUUUCUCCUUCCGAGUCAGACGGGCAGCUUCCUCACUAUGGGGCUGGCAGACAGGCUCCUGGGGGCGGCACUUUCCCUGGCACAUCUGUUUUGCCCAGAGCACCAGGCAUGGUGGGGAUGUCCAAAGUUCACCCGCAGCAGCAACAUGGUGUGUUCUUUGAAAGGUUUGGAGGUGCUCGUAAGAUGUCUGUGGGCAUGGAGCCUGGUGUUAAUGCCAGACAUCCUUUAAUGCAACAGCAGCAACAGACAGGUUUAUUGGCCAGACAAAACUCCUGUCUGCCAGCAACUCCUAGGCAACAGCAAACAGACGCCAAUACUCCCAACCCCAACUUGCAGGACAAUGGGCCAAUAAUGCAGAACCAGCAUGCACAGUUUGAAUACCCUAUUCACAGACUGGAGAAUAGGAAUAUGCAUCCAUACACCGACCCCGUGUUUAAUAUGCAGCCCCCUCCGCCACAACAGCCACCAAAUCAAAGACUGCAACACUUCGAUGCCCCUUACAUGAGCGUGGCCAAGCGGCCUCGGUUCGACUUCCCCAGUAACCCGGCCGUGGAGAGGUGCACGUCUUGGAAUAGCAGUCUGCACCCCGCGGGCAUGGACAGCCACCUCUCACCUUCCGCUUACCCCGGCCUGCCUGGGGAGUUCACGCCCCCAGGGCUCGAGAGCUUCACAGUGGGGCUCCAACUCCAGCACCCAGGCCUCGACCCACAGGCCCUGCAGCAGCAGCGCCAAAACGCAGCCCUGAUGAUCAAG